AUGGCAAAUAAAAAGAAUGUGCUGUUGAUGGUCGCCGAUGAUCUCGGCAAGCAACUGAGUUGUUACGGAGCAUCGACUAUCAAAACGCCCAACAUCGAUCGUCUGGCUGGAGAAGGCACUCAAUUCGAAUAUGCUUUUGCCACUACCGCAUCUUGCAGCGGUAGCCGCUCUGUGAUCUACACAGGUUUACACACCCACCAAAACGGCCAAUACGGACUCGCCAGCCACCGUCACCAUUUUGUCACGUUUGAUCACGUCGAGACUGCACCACAACUGUUGAAUCAAAGUGGAUACCGGACGGGAAUCCUUGGGAAAAUACACGUUGGCCCCUCGGCGGUCUAUCCCUGGGAGGUGACAAGGGAGAGCGAAACUCGGGAUGUGGCUGUGAUCGCAGACCAGGCAAAUGAGUUCCUUCUGGAAUCCAAGACGGAUGAGAGACCAUUUUUCUUGACGAUCGGAUUCCAUGACCCUCAUCGCGACCGCACAAGGGGUGGGUUUGGAAACGACCAGGAAUAUGAUCCCCGGAUCAAGAAGGGCUCCUACAAAAGUGAUAAUGUGGAGAUUCCUCCCUUCAUCAACGACUCUCCCGGUGCUCGGUUCGAGUUGGCUGAGUACUACAACUCAAUCCAUCGCCUUGAUCAGGGAGUUGGUUUUGUUUUGAAGGCCUUUGAAGAAACUGGUCUAGCUGAAUCGACCCUGGUGAUCUUUAUCAGUGACAACGGCCCACCGUUUAUCAACUCUAAAACAACUCUUUUCGAUGCAGGUGUUCGACUGCCUCUCAUAAUCAAGCACCCGAAGAUACAACCCGCGAACAACUCUGACAUGGUGUCAUAUGUCGAUAUCCUUCCGACCCUGCUUGACUAUGCUGGGCACCCCAAUACAGUUGACCCUACAAAGAAGCGCCUUGGACGCUCACUUCUCCCUAUCCUCGGGACAGACGGAAAGGAAUCGGAGCGCAACCAAGUCUUCGGCUCGCAUACCUUCCACGAAGUAACAAAUUACUGGCCAACACGAUUCAUUCGGGAUCGACGCUACAAAUACCAUCGCAACCUCGCAUGGCGGCUAGACUUCCCAUUCGCAGCUGACAUCUAUGGAUCCCUUUCGUGGGAAGAUAUUCGAAAUUCCCCAGACAGCGAGAUCAUGAUUGGAGAGCGGAAGCUCAAGGAUUACUUCUUCCGCGCGCCCGAAGAGCUGUAUGAUUUGCAGAACGACCCGAAUGAGGUGACUAAUUUGGUCAAAGACCCGCAACACGCCGCGGUGCUUGAUGACCUGAGAGCGCGAUUGGAGGCAUGGCAGCGACGGACGGAGGAUCCUUGGCUCUACCGAGACGGAGUGUCUACCUGGUUUGUGAAAUACCAUUUCCCAUCGGGCCUGAGAAUCCCAGACCGGUUAGACUUUGAUGCGGCACGGCCCGGAAACCAGGACCAGAAAUCCUUUGAUGGAAACUUGACUUGGGGCGCCGAUGGCGAUUUAAUUCCAAGCGGCCCAAGCACUUAA
This is a messenger RNA of Penicillium brevicompactum, 1497 nucleotides long. RefSeq names its product sulfatase family protein. The record is from RefSeq and is a predicted model, not a curated record. NCBI's taxonomy places the organism in Eukaryota, Fungi, Ascomycota, Eurotiomycetes, Eurotiales, Aspergillaceae. Gene Ontology annotation, molecular function: arylsulfatase activity. The coding region runs from base 1 to 1497 and encodes 498 amino acids. The transcript has a single exon.